This is a messenger RNA of Camellia sinensis, 824 nucleotides long. NCBI's taxonomy places the organism in Eukaryota, Viridiplantae, Streptophyta, Magnoliopsida, Ericales, Theaceae. The record is from RefSeq and is a predicted model, not a curated record.
GGGAUUUUGUUUGCCGGAAAGAGAAAAAGCUAGAUACACCAGUUCUAGAGAAUGGAGAUAAUUGGAGUGUGGGUAGCAACAACUUGCUUCCCUGGGCCGGGCUUUACUAAAACAGGCAAGAAUUUUGGUUCUUGAUGAAGCCACUGCUUCAGUUGAUUCAGCUACAGAUAAUCUAAUCCAGAAGAUCAUCCGAACAGAGUUUAGGGACUGCACUAUGUGCACUAUUGCUCAUCGUAUCCCAACUGUUAUUGACAGUGAUCUAGUUCUGGUCCUCAGUGACGGUGGAUCCCCAAGAUAUUGUUAUGCUGUAAUGAUAGCAGGGCUUUACUUCUUUGACCACAGUGUUGCUUCACAGAAGGCGCAACAAAAGUUCAAUCUCAAAAAUCCUUCUGCUUACCAUUAUGACAUCGUCUUGUUGGGAUUCAUGACUUUGCUUUGUGGACUGAUUGGACUUCCUCUUUCAAAUGGGGUCAUCCCGCAGUCUCCGAUGCACACCAAGAGCCUAGUUGUUCUCAAACGGAAGGUAGACGUAAAAAAUUUAAAAACAAUGGAGGAAUUAUUUACUUAUACCCUAAUCUGCUUUUAGGUCCGGAUGUUGAAUUUGUUCGCUCGUGUUUUUGGGAUGUUGAAUUGUGCAUUUUGUCUAUAUGGGCCUGUUUGUUUUGGGUUAUGUAGAUGGAAAGGGAUUAGGAUGGUGGAGUUGUUAUUUAGUGUUGUGUUUGUUUGUAGAGUUGGGGAGGGGAUUAGGAUGGUAGAGGUGAUAUAGAUGGAGGUUGGGGAGGGGAUUGAGAUGGAGGAGGUGGAGAUGGUAUUAGAAAAAUAGU